Owenia fusiformis is the source of this 1164-nucleotide messenger RNA. The record is from the annotation of a GenBank genome assembly. NCBI's taxonomy places the organism in Eukaryota, Metazoa, Annelida, Polychaeta, Sabellida, Oweniidae.
AUGGAUGUUAAAUCAUUGUUACAAAGCUUGGCUAUUUUGCUGUGUUUGGCUAUGGUUGAAGGUCUGAGAUGCCACACCUGUCAAUGGAGCAUCUCUAUCCCAGAUGAGAAUUGUAGAAGCAAUCCAGAACAAGUUCCUGUACAAGCAUGUAGUAGGCGCUACAAGAGACCAGUGUGUAUUUCUAGUGUCACAUACUACUUUCCACCCAGUGGCCCAAAGUCUGCCAACUUCAUCUCCAGGGGCUGCUACAAUGGCACUAAAGACUGCCAGGAUAAAUGUAAGCCCCACCCUAAAGAUCCCACAUGUACACGAUGCUGCGAGGAAGAUGAAUGCAACUAUGUGUUUAUGGGGUCAUCAAUGAUACGCGGAACCUGGAUAUACAUUAUCGGACUGUCUGGUCUCACAUGCUACUUGUUAGACAUUAAGCUUUAAAUGCUUACAAUUGAGACCAGACUUUUACGGGUCUAUCUGGGUCUAAUAAAUUAUUUUAGACUAAUUGAGUAGUGUGUACAAUAAUGUAACAAAACAUUGUCAAGCAAUAGAAUCACAAAUGUACUCAAAAAUAAUUCCAGAAAAAAAACUUUCAGACAUCAUUAAGGUUGUUUCUAAGAACGUUUUAUUACAACUACAGACAAUAUUCUUCCAAAAAUGAAUAUUUCUCCAAUAUACAUUAUACCAUGUUUCAACUGAGGUGUCACUUAUAGGUGAUGAUAAACCUAUAUGACAUGUAGUAAUGUAGGUGUUCUUAAGGUAGACAAACUAGAAUGAGUAAUAUUGCGAAAUAAUUUACUCCACUUUGCCUUCCUUAAGAAAAUAGCAUAGAGUAAUACUUCAAGACAAUCUGAAAUAACUAAUGACUAUACAUGUAUUUGUAAUUUUAUAAUAUGUAAAUGCAUGUUCUACAGGGAUGUAAAAGAUACAGUAUAUACAAAAUAUGUUGGUUUAUUUGAUCAAAAUGAGACACUUAAGCAUGCCUCUGGGAUUUCAAAUUUUCCCAUUUUCUAUUUAUAUCCUGUAUAUGUAGUUGUAAAUAUUGUGUCUGAUAAAUUAAUGUGUAUCUUUUGUCUCACUAAGUAAUAAAUUCAAUAAAAGGGCUAUUCAUUUUAUUAAAAAAUUUAUUGUAUAAAGGCACAGUGUACAAGUCAUCUAAAAUAUCCCCUCCCC